Molecule: messenger RNA, 395 nt
Organism: Gilbertella persicaria
Lineage: Eukaryota; Fungi; Mucoromycota; Mucoromycetes; Mucorales; Choanephoraceae
Exons: 1
Coding region: 110-277 (55 amino acids)
Source: RefSeq, a predicted model, not a curated record
CAAAAGCCUUAUAAAAAAUGGACGCUAGGAUUCAAAAACUGAAAUAGUUGGUUUUCAAAAAUUUUACAAUAUCCGGACCGUAACAAUACCGUUUUCUCUACACCAUUCGAUGAGCCUUGUCAAUAUCUACAACUCUUGUUAUCACAACUUUUUAAUAGCUUUUUGUUUUUGCACACUCUUAGACGGUUUUGUGUUCGAAAAAUUCAAAGAUUUCAUUUUGAUCCUCAAAAUGAAUUUUAAGAAAAUGUUCGGAAUUCUAAUAAAUAAAGACACAUAAACAUGCAUAUACCUCUAGACAGUUUUGCGUCUAAUGGCUGUUCGAUUUGCGUGUUCUUAAAGCACCAACGAGUUUUUUUUUCUAUUACUUUGGUAAAUAAAAGCGUCUUUUAAACAAG